CUGCGCACGUUUUAGGAAUAGGGCUUACUAUAAAUAAGUAGCAAAAUCGUCAGGGCCGUCUCUACCUGACACUCUUCUCCUCCACCGCUGCUGCGGCGUACAGCUCCAAUGUCGGCUGCGACCUCCUUCUCUCCCGCCCUAGCUCCAUCUCCGUCUCCUUCUUCGUCGAAAACCCUCAAACCAGCUUCCAAAGCCCUAGGAGGUCUCCGUCUAGGGUUUCUCUCAUCCAAAACGGCCUUGAAGCCUCUCAAAGCUCGAUCCUUUCCCGGUUCAUCUCUUCGAGUUCAAGCGGUCUCUGUGCCCGCGAUUAAACCACCGACAAUGAUCGAUUUCGAGACCUCCGUGUUCAACAAGGAGAAAAUCACUCUCGCGGGUCACGAUGAGUAUAUUGUGAGAGGAGGGAGGGAUUUGUUCCCCUUGCUACCGGAUGCGUUCAAGGGUAUUAAGCAAAUUGGUGUUAUCGGCUGGGGUUCACAGGGCCCUGCUCAAGCACAAAAUUUGAGGGAUUCUUUGGGAGAAGCAAAAUCAGACAUUGUGGUCAAGAUUGGUCUUAGGAAGGGUUCUCGUUCCUCUGCCGAGGCACGGGCUGCUGGCUUUACUGAAGAGAAUGGAACCCUCGGUGACAUAUGGGAGACAAUAUCCGGCAGUGAUCUGGUGCUGCUCUUGAUUUCUGAUGCAGCACAGGCUGAUAACUAUGAGAAAGUAUUCUCUCAUAUGAAACCAAACAGCAUUCUGGGGCUUUCCCAUGGGUUUCUUCUUGGGCAUUUGCAGUCAAUUGGACUUGAUUUCCCCAAGAACAUCAGUGUGAUAGCUGUAUGUCCCAAGGGAAUGGGUCCGUCUGUUAGGAGACUGUAUGUUCAAGGGAAGCAAAUAAAUGGUGCGGGAAUCAAUUCAAGUUUUGCAGUCCACCAGGAUGUUAAUGGUAGAGCCACUGAUGUUGCCCUUGGAUGGUCAGUUGCCCUUGGUUCUCCGUUUACAUUUGCCACUACACUUGAGCAGGAAUACAAGAGUGACAUAUUUGGCGAGAGAGGUAUUUUAUUGGGUGCGGUACACGGAAUCGUUGAGACCUUGUUUAGAAGGUAUACUGAAGAUGGAAUGAGUGAAGAUUUAGCUUACAAGAAUACUGUUGAGUGCAUAACAGGGGUUAUUUCGAGAACCAUUUCAACUCAGGGCAUGCUGGCCUUGUAUAACUCGUUUUCUGAAGAUGGCAAAAAGGAGUUUGAGACUGCAUAUAGUGCUUCUUUUUAUCCCAGUAUGGAUAUAUUGUACGAGUGCUAUGAGGAUGUCGCCGCCGGAAGCGAGAUCAGGAGUGUUGUCUUGGCUGGGCGUCGCUUUUAUGAGAAGGAUGGUUUGCCAGCUUUCCCAAUGGGUAAAAUUGAUCAGACACGGAUGUGGAAAGUAGGUGAGCGUGUUCGAGCAGUACGUUCAGGAGGUGACUUGGGGCCAUUGUAUCCCUUUACAGCAGGUGUCUAUGUGGCAUUGAUGAUGGCCCAGAUUGAGGUUCUAAGGAAGAAAGGACAUUCCUACUCUGAGAUCAUCAAUGAAAGCGUUAUUGAAGCUGUGGACUCUUUGAAUCCUUUCAUGCAUGCCCGUGGAGUGUCAUUCAUGGUUGAUAACUGUUCCACCACAGCAAGGCUGGGGUCAAGGAAGUGGGCCCCACGUUUCGAUUACAUUCUCACCCAGCAGGCCUUGGUGGCAGUGGACAAUGGUGCUCCAAUCAACAGAGAUCUCAUCAGCAACUUCCUGUCUGAUCCUGUGCAUGGAGCAAUGGAGGUCUGUGCUCGCCUGAGACCUACGGUCGACAUCUCUGUACCCCCGGAUGCUGACUUUGUUCGCCCAGAGUUGCGCAGCAACUAAGUGUUGAAGAAGAACACGUGUCUGAGCCAGCUAGUUUCGAGAUGUUUUGAGGGAGAAGUCUCUGUAAUAGGAGCAUUUUAGGUUUGCCUAGUCUUGAUCUCAAUGUUAUCUAUGUCUCUCGAACCGCUUUGUUUUUGUGUUUUCUGCCUAAGGAGGUUGACAUGAUAUGCACUUUAUGUUUGUAUUUUGGGUCGUAAUCCUAUAAUAAUGUGUUCGUGUCAGUUUCGGUA
Molecule: messenger RNA, 2087 nt
Organism: Rhododendron vialii
Lineage: Eukaryota; Viridiplantae; Streptophyta; Magnoliopsida; Ericales; Ericaceae
Product: ketol-acid reductoisomerase, chloroplastic-like
Exons: 10
Coding region: 109-1857 (582 amino acids)
Biological process (GO): L-valine biosynthetic process
Cellular component (GO): mitochondrion; chloroplast
Molecular function (GO): ketol-acid reductoisomerase activity
Source: RefSeq, a predicted model, not a curated record